AUGAAGUACGUCCAAACUGAUCAAAUCUUAGACAUCCCAGAAGAUGUUACCGUUGACAUCAAGGCUAGAGUUGUUAAAGUCACCGGUCCAAGAGGUGAAUUGACUAAGGACUUGAAACACAUUGACGUUACCUUCAACAAGAUCUCCAACAGAGCCAUCAAGAUCACUGUCCACAAUGGUGACAGAAAACACGUUGCUGCUUUGAGAACUGUCAAAUCUUUGAUUGCCAACUUAAUCACUGGUGUCACUAAGGGUUACAAAUACAAGAUGAGAUUUGUCUAUGCGCAUUUCCCAAUCAAUGUCAACAUUAUUGACAAAGAUGGUGCUAAAUUUGUUGAAAUCAGAAACUUUUUGGGUGAAAAGAGAGUUAGACACAUCAAGAUUCAAGAAGGUGUCACUAUGGAAUUGUCCUCUACCCAAAAGGAUGAAUUGGUUGUCACUGGUAACUCAUUGGAAGCCGUUUCACAAAACUGUGCUGAUAUCCAACAAAUCUGUCGUGUCAGAAACAAGGAUAUCCGUAAGUUCUUGGAUGGUAUCUAUGUUUCCGAGAGAGGAACCAUUGUUCAAGAUAUCUAA
Messenger RNA from Lodderomyces parapsilosis, 576 nucleotides. It is a transcript of the gene RPL9B, whose product is annotated as 60S ribosomal protein uL6. Gene Ontology annotation, molecular function: structural constituent of ribosome; rRNA binding. Gene Ontology annotation, cellular component: ribosome; cytosolic large ribosomal subunit. Lineage: Eukaryota; Fungi; Ascomycota; Pichiomycetes; Serinales; Debaryomycetaceae. Bases 1 to 576 code for a protein of 191 amino acids. The record is from RefSeq and is a predicted model, not a curated record. The transcript has a single exon. Gene Ontology annotation, biological process: cytoplasmic translation.